AUGGCUAAAGUAGACUUCACUGCAGAAGACAAUAGGCUGUAUUCAAAGCCAGAAUGGUGGGAUCAAGAAUACAAAAAAUGCGAUCCAAACCAACAUUAUGAGUGGCUUACUGGUCCAAAAGAUGCAAAUUUCUUAAAAUGCAUUCUUAGUUAUCUUAAAGAUCCAAAUAUGAAGAUCCCUAACGUAGGUUGCGGAAUUUCGCACAUCCAAGAUGUCAUUUACGAUCAAGGCUACCAUGAUAUCACCAACAUUGAUAUCUCCCCAACCUGCAUCAAAAACAUGAAAGAUACAGAUACAAGAGGUAUGAAAUGGGAAGUUGCCGAUAUUCUUCAGCCAUUCCCAUUCGAACCAGAAUUAUUUGAUCUUGUUAUCGACAAAGCUACACUUGAUGCCGUCAUUUUAAGUGACGCUGAUAAAUGGGAUAUUGAAGACUCGGUAUAUGAAAUCCCAACUAAGUACUUCCACAACGUUGCCAAAAUUUUGAAGCCAGGAGGUACAUUUAUCCAGAUUACAUUCGGUAUGCCUCAUUUCAGAAAGCGUUUAUUUGAGAAGAGCGGAGUGAACUGGACUGUUACAUCACAUGAAAUUCAGCCAGAUCACUCUUUCGAGUUUUAUUGCUAUGAGUGUGUGAAAAGUGUUUAA
Molecule: messenger RNA, 642 nt
Organism: Trichomonas vaginalis G3
Lineage: Eukaryota; Parabasalia; Trichomonadida; Trichomonadidae
Product: methyltransferase protein
Exons: 1
Coding region: 1-642 (213 amino acids)
Source: RefSeq, a predicted model, not a curated record